GGCCGAAUAGCCUCGAAACCCAAUUGCACCUCUGCGCUGUAUUUUCCUGUUGUUUUCUCUCUGGUUCUUUUUACUUUUCUCCUGGUUGAAAUACACUCUGCUAUCGCUUUUUCCUAAAAUCCAGAUUGCUCGCAGGGACCGUGGCUGCCAUGGCGGCUGCUAUGCACCGGCCAGCGGAGGAUACCUUUGACAUCCACGAAGAUGCCAGAACAGAAGAUACAGAGGUCAUGGUUGACGAGGAGGAUAUAAAUGACCAGGAUGCCACAACCAUUGGCGAGCCGGAAGAAGAAGAGGUGGUCGAAGAGGUGAUUGAAGAGGAAGAGGCAGACGAGAGCUCCGAGGACGAGCAUGUUGAAUCCAGCGUGCAGGCCGAUAUGGACCGGCUACAGGAAGAUUUCCCCGGCUUUCGAGAUCGCUAUAAGCUGAUCAAGCGCAUCGGAGAAGGCACAUUCUCUACCGUCUUCAAGGCCGAAGACAUCCACUACGAUCGAUACGACAACAGCUGGGACUACGAAGACGACUUGUCUAAAUGGACUCCCCCCCCUCUCAAGGGCCGCUCGAAUGGGUCUCGCUCUCCGCGGAAGCGAACGCGUUAUGUAGCCAUCAAGAAGAUUUACGUCACAUCCAGCCCGGCCCGAAUCCUCAACGAGCUUGAGCUAUUACACGAUUUACGACAAUGCGCAUCUGUCUGCCCUCUCAUCACGGCCUUUCGUCACACCGACCAGGUUGUUGCCAUUCUUCCAUAUUUCCGCCACGGCGACUUUCGAGCGUACUUUAGGGAGAUGACAGUCCCUGAUAUUGCCAUAUAUCUUCGCUCACUGUUCACUGCGCUCAAGAGCGUGCACGAGCAUAAAAUUCUACAUCGAGACAUUAAGCCAACCAAUUUUCUCUACGACCCGACAACCCAGCAUGGCGUCCUCGUAGACUUUGGAUUGGCUGAACGGGCGGGCACAGAUAACAAACCGUGCCUCUGUCACGAGGCGAGAGAAACGCGGAAACAUCGCCAGGCAAGCUCUGCCUGGGCACAGACAUCGAUGACUACACAGCCGGGCUACCCUAAAUCAGAUACUCGUCCCUCCCGGCGGGCCAACCGUGCGGGUACUCGAGGGUUCCGCGCCCCUGAAGUGCUGUUCAAGUGUACGGAGCAAACCCCGGCAAUCGACAUCUGGUCUGCUGGCGUCAUACUUCUCACGAUCUUGUCAAAGCGGUUCCCCUUCUUCAACUCUGCUGAUGACGUCGAGGCAAUGAUUGAGAUUGCGACAAUCUUUGGAUCGCGGCGGAUGAAGGCAGCUGGGCUUCUGCACGGCUGUGUCUUCGAGACAACUAUUCCCACGAUUGGCCAGCAGGGCUUCACUAUGGAGAAGAUUAUCUUGUGGAGCACAUGCAGGGCCGAGGACAAGCCUUUGACUACUGACGAGAAGCUUGCGAUCCGAUUCCUCGAACGAUGCAUGGAACUAGACCCAAGCCGACGAAUCACGGCACAAGAGGCUCUGGAACACGAGUUUCUAAACAUAGGACUAGCUUCUCAUGAAACCACUGAUGAAGACGAGGUCGACAUGCUGCCUGCAUGAAAGAUUACCGACUUGGCAUAACCUAAUAAUUACGAGCGUAUGCAUAGGGGAUUAUCAUGAUGACACGAGCAAUGGAAGUUAGGGAUAGGCAAGGGUUAACAUGUACUGUACUAGAUCAUGUAUGCUAUAAUGGGGGCUGAUAUCGGCGUUUUGGAGCAUUACAUCAACUCUGCGAGCUAGACCAUGGCUGAAUCUGAGGCCAGAUUCUUAGUUGUAACAAUUCCUCCCAAUCUCUUUCCUCGCAUCACUUUAGUAUCAUCAGCCCUCCCGCAGAGACUUUUGAUGCCGACGCACCAGUCUUAACUCAUUUUGCACAGCAGAAGUCGAGUAUCCAGAGCAUGGGCGAAUUUUUGAUUUUUCAUUCGUUAAACAAAACUCCGUUAUAGAGUUCCCUGAUGCAAUGCUCGUAGCCGAACAGCCCAAUCCCUCCCCAGAGACCUUUGUCUCGGUAUACAUGGGGCGAAGAUCCAUUUUUCCACCGUUUGAAAAACCCGGUUCCAAAUCCACAAGCCUUACUCCAGCACAGCGUAAUGCAUUUAUGCCACCAGCUCUACAACACCACCAGCCUCCUUGAUCUUCUGCUCAGCCAGCUUGCUGACCCAUCUUGCGCGGACAACCAGGGGGAUUUCGGGGAUGCGGCCCUUGCCGAGCAGCUUGGAGUAGCCGAGAGGGAGAAGGUCGAGGACGGGGACGGUGUCCUUCUUCUCGCCGGAGACGUAGGCAUCGCGGGUC
Molecule: messenger RNA, 2303 nt
Organism: Trichoderma atroviride IMI 206040
Lineage: Eukaryota; Fungi; Ascomycota; Sordariomycetes; Hypocreales; Hypocreaceae
Source: RefSeq, a predicted model, not a curated record